Messenger RNA from Eutrema salsugineum, 2922 nucleotides. RefSeq lists its product as uncharacterized. Lineage: Eukaryota; Viridiplantae; Streptophyta; Magnoliopsida; Brassicales; Brassicaceae. Gene Ontology annotation, biological process: DNA repair; telomere maintenance. The coding region runs from base 1 to 2922 and encodes 973 amino acids. The record is from RefSeq and is a predicted model, not a curated record. The transcript has 7 exons. Gene Ontology annotation, molecular function: DNA helicase activity.
AUGCGAGAAAGGUUUGAUCCUAACGAUGAUACAAGCCGGUUAAGGAUAAUUUUAAGGCAUGACAGGAAAAGUGAUGGAUGGACUGAGAAUCUACCAACUACUUACGAGGUUGCUGCAUUGAUACCUAAUGAUUUCGAUAAUGAGACAGAUUCACGUGAUAUCAUCAUCGAGUGUAAAAAGACAGGGAAUCUCAAAAGGAUCAGUGAACUACAUCCUGCGUAUUUGCUUUUGCAAUAUCCAUUAUUGUUUCCCUAUAGCGAGGACGGGUUCAGACUUGGUAUCGAUAUUGGUUUUGUAGAUACCGAAGGGAGGAAAAGGUUGCAUAUUACUAUGAGAGAGUUUUUUGCUUUCCGCAUACAUGAGAGGGUUGGCGAGUCACCAAUCAUCCUUUUAUCUGGAAGAUUAUUCCAGCAGUUCUUAGUGGAUGCAUACACGAUGAUUGAGACUGAUAGACUACGUUUCAUUUCAAUGAAUCAGUCUAAACUUCGUUGCGAAAAUUAUGAUAAGAUAAAGAAAACUGUUGAUGAAGGUGACACUGAUCUUUAUGACAAGGGUAAACGUAUUAUUAUACCUUCUUCUAAUACUGGUGGUACAAGGUAUAUGGUGCAACAUUAUCUAGAUGCGAUGACUACUUGCCAGCAUUUUGGUUUUCCGGAUCUUUUCAUAACCUUUACGUGUAAUCCCAAAUGGCCUGAGAUUACCAGGCACCUAAAAAUACAUAACUUGAAGCAAGAGGAUAGGCCAGAUAUAUGUACACAAGUGUUCAAGAUGAAACUAGAUGAUCUCAUGCACAAACUCACCAAAGAAAAUGUGUUUGGUGUCGUAAAACCUGCGAUCUACAGAUUGAGUUUCAAAAACGGGGACUACCUCAUGCACGCGUCGUUCUUUUUUUUAGAGGCUGGUCACAAGCUACCAACAGGUGAUGACAUUGAUAAGAUAAUAUGUGCUGAAAUUCCUGACAAGGAUAUUGAUCCAGCGCUGUAUGAGAUAGUAGGAGAUGUCAUGAUGCAUGGGCCAUGUGGUGCUUUGAAUAAGGAUAGUGUUUGCAUGGCUGAAGGAAAAUGUACAAAGUAUUUUCCAAAACUAUUCAGUCCGAUCACUAAAAUAGAUGAUGUUGGAUAUCCUAUAUACAGGCGACGUAAUGAUAAGAAAGUUAUCGUUAAAAAGGGUAUUGAAUGUGAUAAUAGAUUUUUGGUUCCUUAUAAUAGGAGCCUCACACUGCUUUAUAUGGCUCAUAUCAACGUCGAAUGGUGUGGACAGUCGCGAUCAGUAAAGUAUCUAUUCAAAUAUAUUCAUAAAGGUGCUGAUUACAUCCGUGCAACUAUCAAGAAUGAUGAUAAAGAAAACGAGAUUAAGAAACACUUCAACUCUAGGUAUGUAGCGCCUUCGGAGUCUACGUGGAGAAUUUUCGGUAAUCGUACUCACCAUCACACGGUUUCUGUAGUUAAACUACUCUUUCAUUUACCAAACCAGCAAAUGGUCAUAUACAACAAGGACGAUCCAAGUGACGAGGUUAUUAAACGUGUCUCAGUUGCUGUUAGUCUAUCUCAGGAGCAAGUUAAAGACUUUACUCUGGUCGAAACAGAACUUCUUUUACAUGUAAGUGGGAGAUCUUUAAAAGAAUUCACACCUAUGCCGUUUCCUGAAGAUAUUAAUCUGGAGUCACGUGAUAAUCCUCUUAUUUGGGAUGAGAGGAAUUACAAUCGCGAAACUCUUAGAGUUAGAAACGAGCAGAUGUUAGCCACUGUAACCAGCGAACAGAGAAGGGUUUAUGAUGAGAUCCUAGAAGCAGUAAAUAAGAACAAGGGAGGUAUGUUCUUUGUUUAUGGUUCUGGAGGUACUGGUAAAACUUAUUUGUGGAGUCUAUUAGGAUCUGCUCUACGUUCCCAAGGUGAUGUUGUUCUUAAGGUUGCAUGGAGCGGGAUUGCUGCGUUGCUAUUAGAAGGAGGCCGAACUGCGCAUUCAAGAUUUGUAAUCUCUAUCGUGGUUAAUAAGUUUACCUUCUGUUCAAUCAAGAAGGAGUCGAAUCUUGCCGACCUGAUAAGGAUUGCUAAACUCAUUAUAUGGGAUGAGGCGUUGAUGAUGAGUAAAGAAUGUUUCGAGACUCUAGAUAGAACGAUGCGUGAUAUAUUAGAAGUUGACAAGCCCUUUGGUGACAAGGUCAUUGUUUUGGGAAGGGAUUUCAGGCAAAUAUUGCCAGUGAUUCCAAAUGCUGGGAAGACAGAGAUACUUAUGGCCACUUUGAACUCGUCACCUCUGUGGUACAAAUGUAGAGUGUUGAGACUUACACAGAACAUGCGACUUAUAGCUGGAGAUAGUAGCCGUGCAAUGCUUGAACGAGCUGCCUUUACAAAGUGGAUCUUAGACAUUGAUGAUGGAACGAUAAAUGAUGAUGGGAGUGGUGAAGCCGUGAUUGAUAUUCCUGAUGAUCUGUUGAUUAAAGACUGUAAAGAUCCUAUAAAUACGAUCGUCAAAGAAAUUUAUGGGAGUUCGUUUUCGAAAGAGACUAAUCCUAAAUUUUUUCAAGACCGUGCCAUACUGAGUCCAAGAAACGAUGAUGUAGAGACGAUAAAUGAUUACAUGCUUUCAAAGUUGUCGGGUGUUGAAAGGACUUAUCUUAGUUGUGAUAGCAUUGAUACGGCUGAAGAAGUUGUCAAUUACAAUGAUGCAUCUGAAGUACCAUCGGAAAGUGUAGCCAAAGGCCGGUUAACAUGUUACGCCCGUGGUUCUCUAGCAAUAAAUCUCCAUGAUGUAUAUCAGAGAAACACAUGUGAAUCGGUUGUCUGGGUGUUAAGGUUCUGGAAGAUGAAAAAUGGCCAAGGUAUCGAUAAAAAGUCUGUGGUUCUCCGAUCUAAUCAUCUAUGCUCAGAUUUUUUGUACAAUCCUGUCGAUGCAGAAGUUGAUGCAUUUAGAGCGACGUGA